Xiphias gladius (swordfish) is the source of this 1494-nucleotide messenger RNA. RefSeq names its product nuclear envelope integral membrane protein 1 (gene nemp1). The record is from RefSeq and is a predicted model, not a curated record. The coding region runs from base 39 to 1328 and encodes 429 amino acids. NCBI's taxonomy places the organism in Eukaryota, Metazoa, Chordata, Actinopteri, Istiophoriformes, Xiphiidae. The transcript has 9 exons. Gene Ontology annotation, cellular component: nuclear envelope.
GGGACAAGACGUAAGAGGAGGGAUAUGGUGUUCUCAUCAUGGCGGGAUGCAUGAAAAUGAUAAACGGUUCCCUCGCUACAGGCGCUAAAUUAAUGGUUUUCAUGGUGCUGUUUAUCUGCUUACCUCAAAGCUCACGCCAGGAUACGGGUAACAAACAUCCAGUACUUGAUCUGCGGGACGGGGAGGAGUAUGUCAAGUCAGGGUGCAACCGGUUCUGUUACAAAAACUCCAUAGUGCCAACCUGGAGGCAAACAUGGACAAGAAUUCAGGUCAAAGUGUGGAGUUCGAACGUGUUCAAGGUGGAAACUGUGGAAGGGGAGGAGGAGCUGCAGGAGCUGGAGCGAUUCAGUGUCUGGAGCUGGUUUCAGAGCUUGUUGCGUGAGCGGCACAAUGAAACCACUAUUAACAUCAGCCUGUUCAGCAAGAGGACAUGCUUCAAGAUCGAUCCUAGUGACAAAACUCAGUUCACUGUCAAGGCGCUUCGCAAGUUUGAUAUCUAUCUGUUUUUGGUUUUCCUCUCUGGAGUGUUGUUGUUUGUCUGUGCAGACUCACUCAGCAGGAGUCAAGUUUUCUUCUACUCUGCUGGUAUGAGCACAGGCAUAAUCGCCUCGCUCAUCAUCCUCUUCUUCAUUUUGGCACGCUUUUUGCCAAAGAAAAGCCCUUUUUAUUUAUUGAUUGUUGGCGGCUGGUCAUUCUCUGUGUACGCCAUCCAGCUCGUCUGCAGGAACCUCAACAUAAUUCUGCAAGAACACUGGCACAUGGCAUUGGGUUAUGUAGCGGUGGUGGGAUUCAUCAGUUUUGCUGUGUGUUACCGGUACGGCCCUCUGGUGGACGACAGGAGCAUUAACAUCUUGUCGUGGACACUGCAGCUGUUUGGCCUAUUCCUGAUUUACUUAGGAAUUCAAAUUCAGCAAGUUGCAUUCGCUAUCAUCGUGGCAGCUUUGUUCUCCAAAAAUCUGGAGUACCCAGUCUCUAUGUUAGUCGUUGCAUGGAGGAAUAUCAGACGGUAUGUUCGCUGGAAGCCUGAGCCACGUCGCCUGUUGACCGAGGAGGAGUAUCAGAAGGAGGGGGAGGAAGAGACUCGACGUGCGCUGGAAGAGCUGAGGAAGUACUGUAACAGCCCAGAGUUCAGCCCGUGGAAGGCAGUGUCUAGGAUUCAGUCCCCGAAAAGGUUUGCUGAUUUCAUUGAAGGGUCACCUCACUUGAUGCCAAAUGAGGUGUCUGUCCACGCGCAGGAAUAUGGUUUUGGGGGAUCGUUUUUUGAGGAUGAAUUUUUCGACACCGACGAUGAGGAAGAGGACAUGAAGCCUACGAUGAGACCGGAGUGAGAGAGCACGGUGCUGGAGAUGUAUAAAUAUAGAAACAAUUAUUAUUAUUGCCUCUCAGAAAGGUGGUCGGAGAACAGCUCUUGCUGGCUUCUGUGCAAACAACCAGACUGACUUCGAGUGAUGUACUGUGGAGGAUGGUUUAAUAAAACCCUGGAUUGUCACUUUA